Messenger RNA from Owenia fusiformis, 4735 nucleotides. The record is from the annotation of a GenBank genome assembly. NCBI's taxonomy places the organism in Eukaryota, Metazoa, Annelida, Polychaeta, Sabellida, Oweniidae.
AUCCACAUCAUCAGAUGAGAUUUCUCGAGAGUGAAAAUAUUAUGCCUCCACUUUCACAGAGGAAACAUGUCAGCACCACAGCCUAUUGUUCUCCGCGGUAUAGUAAAACAGAUCCAGUCUGGGGAUGCUGUUGUUGUGCGCGGACAACCUAAAGGAGGCCCACCCCUAGAGAAAACCAUAUGCCUCUCAAAUGUAACUGCCCCCAGAUUGGCACGUCGAGCCAACCCCAAUCUCAAGGAAUCUGUUGAAACUAAGGAUGAGCCAUGGGCCUGGGAAGCCAGAGAGUUUAUGCGCAAGAAGUUGAUCGGAAAAGAAGUUUCAUUCACUAUAGAGUACAGCCCACCAGGCACAUCCAGCCGUGAGUUUGGUACAGCCAGCCGCGAGUAUGGUUGCAUAUAUGCAGGCAAAGACACCACAUGUGAAAAUAUGACAGAGUCUAUGGUAGCAGAGGGGCUAGUGGAGGUACGCCGCGGUGGCCUCAAACUUAAUGAUGAAAAUCAACAAAGAUUAUGCGAACUGGAGGAUGCUGCAAAGGCUGCUGGGAAAGGACGAUGGGGUCCUGACCCACAGGCUCAUGUACGUGAUGUCAUUUGGAAUUUGGAGAAUCCACGUCACUUUGUUGACUCCCAUCAUCAGAAACCAGUGGAUGCUAUAAUAGAGCAUGUGAGAGAUGGGUGCACAGUGAGGGCAUUCCUUCUACCUACAAACCACCAUGUGACAAUUAUGAUGUCUGGUAUUAAAUGUCCCAUGUUCAAACUUGAAGACACUAAGCAGGUUCCAGAGCCUUUUGCAGUGGAGUGCAAAUACUUCACAGAAUCACGUCUGCUCCACAGAGAGGUCAAGGUCAUCCUAGAGGGUGUGUCCAAUCAGAACAUCUUGGGAACAAUUAUUCAUCCCAAAGGAAACAUUGCAGAGUUGCUCUUGAGGGAAGGGUUUGCAAAGUGUGUAGACUGGAGUAUGGGGGUUGUCACCCAGGGGGCAGACAAGCUAAGAGCCGCAGAGAAGGCAGCUAAAGAUGAGAAGAAACGACUCUGGAUCGAUUAUAAACCAUCAACCACCGCCACUAUGGAUAUUAAAGACAAGAAUUUCACCGGAAAGGUUGUAGAAGUAGUGAAUGGAGAUUCCCUUGUUGUGAAGCAAGGAGACAAGUACAGAAAGAUCUUCUUAGCCAGUCUUAGACCACCAAGACCAGUACAACAAGAGGAAACAGAAGAGAAGAAACCAGUAUCAAAGGCACGCACACGCCCUCUAUAUGACAUACCAUACAUGUUGGAGGCCAGAGAAUUUCUGAGGAAGAAACUCAUCAACAAGAAGGUAAACAUCCAGAUAGACUACAUCCAGCCCCCUGCCCAGGGAUACCCAGAGAAGACAUGCUGCACAGUCACCAUUAAUGACAUCAAUGUAGCCGAGGCACUCAUCUCUAAAGGUCUAGCAACUGUAAUCAGGUAUCGCCAGGAUGAUGACCAGAGAUCUGCCCACUAUGAUGAGCUUCUGGCUGCUGAAGAGCGUGCCAAGAAGAAGGCUGUUGGUCUACACAGCAAGAAGGAGCCACCAAUUCACAGAGUCGCAGAUGUCUCUGGGGAUGCCACUAAAGCCAAACAGUUCCUGCCAUUCCUUCAGAGAGCAGGGAGAUCAGAAGCUAUUGUAGAGUUUGUUGCAAGCGGGUCCAGAGUACGAGUCUUCAUUCCAAGAGACACAUGUCUCAUCACAAUCCUUCUAUCAGGUAUCGAAUGUCCUCGUGGUCCCCGUCCUGUGCCUGGGGGUCAGGGAGGUAUCAUCCCAGGAGAUGCCUAUGGGGAGGAGGCCCUCCAGCUGACCAAGGAGAUGUGUCUUCAAAGAGAAGUAGAAGUUGAGGUGGAGGCCACUGAUAAAGGAGGCAACUUCAUUGGAUGGCUCUAUGUUGAUGGCGUCAACAUGUCUGUUGCUUUGGUAGAGGCUGGACUGUCAAAGAUGCACUUCACUGCAGAGAGAACCAACUACUACAGGGCACUCCAAGUGGCAGAGGAACAAGCCAAGACUAAGAAGAAAAAUAUCUGGAAGGAUUUCAAGGAGAGUGUAGAGGUUGAGGUGAAGGAAGAACCCACAGAGAGAAAGGUCAACUACCAGAAUGUUGUUGUCACUGAAGUCACUGAAGAUUUGCAUUUCUUCGCACAGAGCGUAGACAAUGGCCCACAAGUAGAGAAGAUGAUGGAGCAGCUCCGUCAAGAGCUAUCUGACAAUCCACCACUCCCUGGCUCUUACAUCCCAAAGAAGGGAGACCUCUGUGCCGCCAAGUUCACUGAUGGUGAAUGGUACAGAGCUAAGGUUACAAAAGUUGAGGGCCAAAAUAAAGUUCACGUCUUGUACAUUGACUUUGGUAAUAGGGAGAUUACUGGAUCUGCUAGUUUGGCUGUUCUGCCCCCUACCUUCCACAGCCUCCCUGCUCAAGCACAAGAAUAUUCCUUGGCUUGUGUCUCUGUUCCUGAAGAUGGUGAGGCUAAGAAUGAUGCCAUAGAUGCUCUCUAUAAUGACAUCCUGAACAAGACCCUCCAGCUGAACAUAGAGUACAGAGGCACCCCUGAUGCUGUCAGUCUGCAGUAUGCAGACUCCCAGGAAGAUGUCGCAAAGAGCCUCAUAGCAGAAGGUCUCCUGAUCCUCGAAGCACGUAGAGAGAAGAGAUUUGCCAAGAUGGUCUCUGAUUACAGGAAGGCACAAGAUAAAGCCAAGGCAGAAAGGCUCAACUUGUGGCGCUAUGGUGACUUCCGUGAAGAUGAGGCUGCAGAGUUUGGCUACAAGAAGACAACAUAAGAUGCUGCCAUGACAACCAUGAUGAGACAACACAAGUUAUAUCUAGAAUUCAAACUUUAUUGGAAACAAAACCUUAAAACUGUGUACAGGAAUAUCUGAACAUUAAAAUCCUGUGAAAAACUGGAAACAAUAAUUUGGAAUGAAUCCACACUAAUAAAGCAUGUAAUGCUGUAAAUGAUAACAAAAGUAUGGCAUAGGUUUAUAACAAAUUACUAGUGUCGACUGUGGGUAACAGAAUGAUCCUCAGAUGUGGUUACAGGUUCUCUCAGAUACUAUGAUCUCACAGUCAUUCUGGUGGCCACAGUUGAACUAUAUAUGAAAACAUGAGUAUGGAAAAACAGACAACACGAGUAUGGUAAUAAUUUAUAUCAAUUAAAAUAAAACAACAACACAAGUAUGGUUAAAUAAUUUUUUAUCGCUAUGACAACACAAGUAUGGAAACAAAAACAACACAAGUAUGGCAAAAGCUUUGGAACUGUAGCAAGUCCCUAAUUCGACACUUAAAGAAUACCUGAUAAUCUUUACUGAUUUAAGUCUUCCAUUAACAUAUUUAAAGGGUAAAAUUGAUUGUUUCAAUUGAAAUUGACUGUUUCAAUUGAAAUUAUUUAAAAAUGUGGUCAUUUGAUUCAUGAACUGAACAAAACUGAACUUUGAAUUUAUACAUACAUUUUGUUUUUGAUACAACAGAGCAAAUGAAUAUAUUCAUUUCUGGAGUAUGUAUGAAUUCUUGGUUGUUUCUAGCUAAGUGUCGAGUGAGAUUUGUCACAGUUUCUUGUAAACGCUUUGACAACACAAGUUUGAAAUAGGCUAAACCAAAUAUUUUCAAAUUUUACAAUGUAUAGUUUUUUAACCAUUUAUCAAGUUAUUUAAAACCAUUGUCAGUCAAAACUCAGCUUUUUUAUUUUUUAUUUAUGUUCUUUAUUUUAUAUGUAGAAUGUAAUGUUAUGUAAUUGUUAUCAUAUUAUCGUCAUACUGAAUGAAUCAAACUAAACAACUUCCUGUUAAUAAGAAUAUUACAUUACCAAAAUGUUCAUGUACCAAAAUGUACAUCUCAUAGCGAAUAACAUUGUUUCAUUGUGGAGUGUGGCAGUCUGAUUGGUUGCAGCUGCAGGACCAGAGAACCAUGGGCCAAUGUUUGUUUUGCAUUAAGAAAAUGCAAAUAUUCUUUUUAGUUUUAUUUUGGUUUUAAGAUACCAGUGGAAAACAUUAAUUAUUUUCACAUGCUUACGGGAGAUUGCUUUUAAGCUGUUCCACCAACCUCCCCCUGAAAGAGCAUUGGAAUGUCUCAAAUAGUUUGUUCCAAGAAUAAUUGGAAAUAAUUACUGUUUCUCUAUUGAUAUCAAUAUUUUGGUGAUGGUUUGAAAUAUAAUUCAAGAUGUUCAACAUCCUUUAUGGUACGUUAUGUAUUUUUCUCAAAUGCCACAGGAGGGCUUAUAACCCAAGCACCUUUAGUUCCUCUAUGAAGUGUACUGGGAAGAGUCUUGGUCUCUUGACAUUAUUGUGACAGGUAGUGAUAGGUACAGUAAUGUUUAGAAGUAGUGGCAGUUGAUAACACUUAUGUUUGGUAAAUAUGCACAAAAUACAGUGUUUCGGUUAAGUGCUAAAUUGAGCUUUUGACUGGCACAAUAUACACGAGUCCAACCAUUCAGGGUCUAUGCAUACAGUAGACAUCAAGUUCAGGUUGCAAUUAUAGUAGAAGAGUGUGGUGGUUUCCAUGGAGGUCUUAAAAUAUUUUAUAAUCUCCAUGGAAAUCAAAGCUAUCAGUCUGUUUUCUAUGAUCUAAACUAAAUGUUAGUUGAUGGUGAAAGUUCUGAUUAACCGAUAUGUGCAAUACUGUGAAAGGAAUAUGUCUCAUAAUUGUAAAUGAACUAAUGCAAAUGUACUAUUGAAGCUUUGUUGUAUGCAAUACCUUGCAAGUUGUAUAGAUAAAUACAUGAUUAUUAAAAUA